Magallana angulata is the source of this 1749-nucleotide messenger RNA. RefSeq lists its product as uncharacterized. The record is from RefSeq and is a predicted model, not a curated record. Lineage: Eukaryota; Metazoa; Mollusca; Bivalvia; Ostreida; Ostreidae. The coding region runs from base 175 to 1731 and encodes 518 amino acids. The transcript has 2 exons.
CUCCAACAACUACUAAUCUAGACCUGUUUUGAUAUUGAUAAAACUUAAGUGUUUCUAACAGACUAAAAUAAGGAUAAGCGGACAAUCAGACAGGACAAAAAACCAAAAUUUAGAUCUUAUGCAUACAAGAAAGGUAGUUCUACUGAGCAAAGAUAGAAUGUAAAGUUUAAAAGUAUGGCAUCCAAAGCACGUAUUUACGAGUGCAAAGGAAAAAUCCAUCAAGACAAAAGGCCAGCCGUGUUGCUUUGUGGAACCUGUAAAAUCCACAUUUGUGGAGAAUGUGCUGUAUCUGAUGAUCACAAAAAUCAUUCUGAAUCUUUCCGGUGUCUUGGAGAUGUUGAUGAAAACCAUGUUAAAAACACGGAUAAGAGCAAAGAGCUCGCCGAAAAAGCUCAUAAACGCCUUGAAAGAAAGAUUGCCGAACUCAAUGAGGCUAAAUCGUCGAGGAAAAUGGAGUUUUCAAACUUACGUAAAAACGUCACCGAUCAGUUUAAAGAUGCCAAAAAACGACUGGCGGACGAAAAGAGGAUAUUAGAAGAAGGGAUAAAUACAGAGGAAAACAUUGACAUGUCUAACGUAGAUGAUCUGAUCACAAGAUGUAUAAAAAGAAAGGAAACUAUUCGGUCGUUGCUUACAGAACUUGAAGAAAAAACCAGUAAGGAAACAAAAGAUAAAAUGGAGUCGAGCCUUCAAAAGGAAGUCGACGCAGCAUCAAAUGAAGAAAAACGCUCUGUUAAAUUUCGUCAUCUUGUAUUAUCUGAGGAAACAAAGGGAACUCUUCUAGGGUGUUUAGAAUUUGAUGAAAAUACAAGUUUGUCCUCCGAUUUUGAGGGAUUCUUACUUCCUGAACCCACCAUACUGUCAAAAUUCCAAAUCCGUUUAAGCAAGAUUGAAGCCAUAUGCAAAGUGAGUGAUUCGGAGGUUUGGAUAGGUUAUUCAAAGACCGAUAGAAUUUAUAAACUAGAGGAAAUUGAUGGGUAUCUACGCAAAACAGAACGACAUAGGUUGAUAGAAUUUCAACCCAUAAACAUAUCAGCAUUGUCAUCUGGGAAUCUCAUAAUUUCCUGCGCAGGUCAACCUAUGAUUACAACAAUUAAUACAAUGAACAGUAUGUAUGAACCGUCACUGUACAUUGACACUUAUCACCUUCUACCUCUAGGCUUAUACGUGAACGAAAAGGAUGAAAUUUUCGUGUGUUUAGUGGAUCAGUAUGGGUUUUCAGUAGGCAAAUCGAGUUUUCGUCAAGUCACAAAGUAUGCAGCAGAUCGAGAAAGAGCGCUGGUUAUUGAAAGAGAUACCGACGGAAAAAGAUAUUUCACAAUGCCUCAAAGCGUCAUUGAAAAUAUAAACGGAGAUUUAUGCGUUGUAGACGUCGUCGAUCACCACGAAAGCAGGCUAAUGGUUUUUGACAAAAAUGGAGGGAAAAAAUUCGAGUACAAUGGACAGAAAACAACGAAUUCACCCAAAUGUGAUCUCAGUUCCGUCACACACGACAGUAAAGGCAACAUUAUAAUAUCAGACGAAUUUUUUAACAGGAUUCAUCUUUUGACAAAGAACGGUGGUUUCGUGGGUUUGCUUGAAAUUGGGAAAACAAACGACAUCUUUCGCCCCUUUGCCAUCAUGUGUGAUUCCAGGGACACCCUCUGGAUUGGAUGUAAAAGCACAGAGGAAGAUGAUGCUUCCCAGCUGGUCCACAUGUCAAUGCCACUACCUGAGGAAAAUCUUCAAUAAAAUAGAUUUACCUUGUAU